Messenger RNA from Neopelma chrysocephalum (saffron-crested tyrant-manakin), 753 nucleotides. Its product is annotated as zinc finger protein 256-like. The record is from RefSeq and is a predicted model, not a curated record. Gene Ontology annotation, biological process: regulation of DNA-templated transcription. The annotation marks the transcript as partial. Lineage: Eukaryota; Metazoa; Chordata; Aves; Passeriformes; Pipridae. The transcript is spliced from 2 exons. Gene Ontology annotation, molecular function: RNA polymerase II cis-regulatory region sequence-specific DNA binding; DNA-binding transcription factor activity, RNA polymerase II-specific.
UCCAACCUCCUUGUUCACCAGCGUGUCCACACUGGGGAACGGCCCUACGAGUGUGAGGAAUGUGGGAAGACCUUCAAGUUUGGCUCCAACCUCUUCAUCCACCGCCGAGUGCAUACAGGGGAACGGCCCUACGAGUGUGAGGAAUGUGGGAAGACCUUCAUCCAUCGCUCCCACCUCCUCACCCACCACCGGGUGCACACAGGGGAACAGCCCUACAAGUGCUUGGAAUGCGGGAUGAGCUUCAGCGUCAGCUCCCACCUGAUCCGCCACCAGCAGAUCCACACUGUGGAAGGGCGGCCCCGGCCCUACAAAUGUGGGGAAUGCAAGAAAAGCUUCACAUACAAUUCUCAACUCGUCACCCACCGGCGCGUGCACAUGAGGGAGAAGCCCUACGAGUGUGGGGAAUGCGAGAUGGGCUUCACCGUCAGCUCCCGCCUGAUCCAUCACCAGCAGAUCCACACUGGGGAACAGGGGCAGCAACCCUACAAAUGUGGGGAAUGCAAGAAAAGCUUCACAUACAAUUCUCAACUCGUCACCCACCAGCGCGUGCACACGGAUGAGAGGCCCUUCCGCUGCACUGACUGUGGGAAGGGCUUCAAACGCAACUCCACCCUUGUCAGCCACCGGCGCAUCCACACCGGGGAGAGGCCCUACAAGUGUGGGGAGUGUGGGAAGAGCUUCACCCAGAGCUCUAACUUGACCACACACCAAGGGACCCACUGUAAGGGGAGCCCUGCAAGUGCCCCGACUCUG